This is a messenger RNA of Lachancea meyersii CBS 8951, 1149 nucleotides long. The record is from the annotation of a GenBank genome assembly. NCBI's taxonomy places the organism in Eukaryota, Fungi, Ascomycota, Saccharomycetes, Saccharomycetales, Saccharomycetaceae.
AUGAGCACCCAAGGAGUUUGGUGGAAACAGUGGAGCCCCGAUGAGGUGACCGUUGGCGACCCAGAUGUGCCCGAUGUGUGGAAAACCUGUGUUCUCAGCGGCGUCUUCUACGGCGGUAACAACUACAACGGUAGACUGGGAUCGCGUAUCUCGUCCGUCUUCGUCAUUUUGUUUGUGUCGACCGCGUUCACGCUUUUCCCCGUCGUGGCAGCGCAGGUCAAGUGGCUCAGAAUCCCCAGAUACGUGUACUACUUCGCGCGUUACUUCGGUACCGGUGUGAUCGUCGCCACCGCUUUUAUCCAUUUGCUCGACCCUGCGUACGACGAAAUCGGAGGUGCCAGUUGUGUCGGCCAGACCGGCAACUGGGCCCUCUAUUCGUGGUGUCCCGCCAUUGUGUUGGCAACUCUGGUGUUGACGUUUUUGGUGGACCUGGCCAGUGGCAUGUACGUGGAGAGAAAGUACGGCCGGCGUCAAGGCGGGUGCUGCGACAACGACGUUAUCGAAGACGCUGUCGUUUCCAAGCCCCAAAAAGGCAACCCUGCGAGUAAAAAUGAUUUGGAAAGAUGCACUCUCAACGAAUCCGCCAACAGCGUGGACGUCGCGGGCCAAAAAUCAUACGACGUUGUGUCAGACUCGGAAUCCGACAUCAACGUACAGCCUUUCGAAAGUCAAAUUGGUGCGUUUUUAAUUUUGGAAUUUGGUAUCAUCUUCCACUCCGUCAUGAUUGGUUUGAAUUUGGGUACUACCGGUGACAAUUUCGGUGAAUUGUAUGCGGUUCUCGUGUUCCAUCAAUCUUUUGAAGGUUUGGGUAUCGGUGCCAGACUAUCUGCAAUCAGUUUCCCAGAGGGUAAAAAAUGGUGGCCAUAUGCGCUUUGUGCAGCAUACGGUUUGACCACUCCUAUCAGCAUUGCCAUUGGAUUGGGUGUCAGAACCACCUACGAUGGUAACUCUUACAAUGUCAAUGUAGUUUCAGGAGUUCUAGAUGCCAUCUCUGCAGGUAUUUUGAUUUACACAGGUUUGGUCGAGUUGCUUGCCCGCGAUUUCCUUUUCCACCAAGAAAAGAACAGAAGCGUAUCCAAGGUAUGCUUCAUGGUUGGUUGCAUGCUUUUGGGUGCCGGUAUCAUGUCCUUGCUUGGUAAAUGGGCUUGA